Molecule: messenger RNA, 1159 nt
Organism: Odobenus rosmarus divergens (Pacific walrus)
Lineage: Eukaryota; Metazoa; Chordata; Mammalia; Carnivora; Odobenidae
Gene: FAM219B
Product: family with sequence similarity 219, member B
Exons: 6
Coding region: 14-610 (198 amino acids)
Source: RefSeq, a predicted model, not a curated record
CCGUCGCCGGACCAUGGCGACCGCGGAUCCUAGCGGGUCCGGGUUACGGACGUCUACCCCGGGACCCCGGCCCGGCGGGACUCCGGACUGCGCAGCGGGACCUACGGGGCUGCCCUUCGGGCGAAGCGGCAGUGGAGUCCCCCGAUUGGGGGAGCGGCCCCCGGCGGUUGUGGAGAAGAGGGGACCGUACAUGGUGACGCGCGCGCCUUCCAUUCAGGCCAAGCUGCAGAAGCACCGGGACCUGGCCAAGGCUGUUCUACGGAGAAAAGGCAUGCUGGGGGCCUCGCCGAACCGCCCCGACUCUUCAGCGAAAAGGUCAGUGAAGUUUAACAAGGGCUAUACUGCCCUUAGUCAGAGUCCAGAUGAAAACCUGGUGUCCCUCGACUCUGACAGUGAUGGGGAGCUGGAAUCCAGAUACUCCUCCGGGUAUUCCUCUGCAGAGCAGGUGAACCAGGAUGUGAGCCGGCAGCUGCUCCAGGAUGGGUAUCACCUGGAUGAGAUUCCAGAUGAUGAGGACUUGGACCUCAUUCCUCCCAAGCCUAUAGCCUCUUCAACAUGCUCCUGUUGCUGGUGCUGUCUUGGGGACUCUUCCUCCUGUACCCUCCAAUAGACAUAACCCCCUAAGAUGGGCCCUGCUCCCCAUGCCUGCAGAGCCCUGUUGGCCCUUCUUAGGUCACAGAGUGCAGUUGGGGACUGCUGUCAGCCCCAGAAUCACUGGAGGCACUGACUCUCUGGGAAGGUCAAUGACCUGCAGUUACGCCUUACCUGGUGCUUCUCAGGCCAGAGGCCCCCAUCUGGGCCAUAGGGUGACAGGUGGAAUUCUGCAAUUUUCCUCUGCUAUUAGAGCAGAGUUUGGAAAAACCACUUUAAUAAGGGCAGGAGCAGAGGAAUUCUGAUGCUUGUGGUGACAGAGUUGGCUAAGGAAAUCUUGCAGACAUCUUGACUGGUAUUUGUCCUGCUCAAUGGCGGGAGAAAGAGCUUUUGUGCCCGGGCUAUGCUGGACGGUGUUGUAUGGAAGAACAGGGCAGCUAGGCAGGGUAGAAAUGGUCUGUUGUUUGGGGCGAGAGGUCCCAGGCUAAAAUGUCACCAGUAAAGGCAUCAAGGUGCCUAGGGCCAAAGUGCCUUAAUUCAGAGUGCUAGGUAUUCUGCAGGUGACAGU